GCACAGUGGCCUGUCUGGUCAACCGUACAUACAGCAGUUUUGGCAACGUACAUCAUCGUGAACCUAGCAACAUAAUAAUCCAAUCAAUUUUAUCAAAUGAGAUCCCGUCAUAAGUGAUGUCACUUAUGCGUUUGAUGAUGACGACCGUCCAAUUGCAUAUCAUCUCAUUAUAUUUUACUAUCAGUGUUGGCCGGUUGGUACGAAAUACCUAUGGUAGUAAUGAUUGAAACCUCAAACUGGCUAAAAGGGGCAGCUGUGAUCUUUGAUGGAACCGCCUUAACUUUGUAUGUAUAGCUGGUUUCUGGGUUUAACGCUAAAGUCCGAUGUCCUACAUGUACUCUUGAAGUUACCGAAAUACACCAUGAAUGCCCAAUCUUAGGUAGUAUCAAUGUCCAUUAUUGUUCUACACUCGUUUACAUUGGGUACACAAUUCAGUUUCAUGCUUAUAAACACAGGUACUUAUAAACAUUAUGGCCCGCAUCUUCAUCACUGGAUCAUCAGAUAGCCUCGGCCUCGGUAUACGCUCAGCACAAGCUCUAGUUAAGCGUGGACACGAUGUCUAUCUACAUUCCCGAAAUAGCCAAAGAGCGCAGGAUGCCCGCACGGCCUGCCCCGGAGCCAAAGAUGUCUUCGUCGCGGACUUAGCGUCUAUGGAAGAGAUCAAAUCUUUGGCGAAACAGCUUAACCAGACCGGUCCCUGGGACGCCAUCGUCCACAACGCCGUGCACGCCGGGCCCAUGCACGGCGUCGCUAAUCCCAGAAACGAGGAGGGAAUUCCUGUACUCUUCGUCGUUAACACAUUAGCGCCAUAUAUUCUGACUUCUCUGAUAAACCCGCCGCCAAAGCGCUAUGUAUUCGUCUCUAGCGGCAUGCACAAGGGUGGUGAUCCCUCCUUACGCAAUAUCCAGGAGUGUAGUUAUAGCGAUAGCAAACUACACAAUGUCUUAUUGUCGUUCUGGUUCGCACGCCAUCUCGCCAAUAAAGGCGUUCUGAGCAACGCUAUGAGCCCGGGAUGGGUUGCUACCAGGAGGGGCGGCUCGUCAGCGCCAGACAAUAUCGACGCGGCCGUCGAUACCUACGUCUUACUGGCUGAGGGGUCAGGAGUUGCUGAAGGCGAGACGGGGAAAUAUUGGUAUCAGACUCAAGCCCGGAGUUCUAGUGGCUCGGGCCAUGAAACAAGCUACUUAAAAGCACUUGAUGACGAAGCCCUACAGGAUCAGUUGAUCCAGAUCCUUGAGAAGCUCUCGGGCGUCAAGCCGCCCGAGUAAGGUUGUUAUUUAUCAAUCAUGGAUGGCUAGCUUCGAUACAUCAAGCAUCGGCAGGCAUGUGUCAUGUCCGAAGUAGUAUCCUUUACAUGUUGUGGAUGUUAUGAUAACGCCGUGUCUCUUAAGUUACAGAGCUCUCGUGAUAUGCUGGACCAAUAUACCUACCUAUGGUUGGUGCAUACGGAAUGUACUCGAAUAAGUGGUAAGCUGAGUUGUAAAUGUUAUAAAACAGCAGAGAUAUA
This is a messenger RNA of Daldinia loculata, 1507 nucleotides long. RefSeq names its product putative short chain dehydrogenase. The record is from RefSeq and is a predicted model, not a curated record. The transcript has a single exon. Lineage: Eukaryota; Fungi; Ascomycota; Sordariomycetes; Xylariales; Hypoxylaceae. Bases 471 to 1268 code for a protein of 265 amino acids.